CACGUUCCGCCUCGCCCGCCGGGCCCCCGCUACAAGCCCACUCCCCACACCCUCUGAGAGCCUGAGACUUGAUUUGGGAGUGAGCACUGAGCGCGCCCGUAGCGGCCGGAUGGAUGGCACGGCGAGCCGGCCGGCGGCGAUGGCGGAGCAGCCCGCCGGCACCGCCGGGGAGGGCGCGAGGACGGAAGGACCCAAGGACCCGUCGUGGGAGUACAGGCUGCGCAAGUACCUCCUGCUGCUAGCCACGCUGGUGGCCACCGUAACGUACGGCGCGGCGUUCAACCCGCCCGGCGGCGUGUGGCAGGAGGGCGACCCCUCCCGCGACCGCAUCGCCGGCGACCCCAUCAUCCGGGAGACCAGCUACGCCCGCUACCUGGUCUUCUUCUACAGCAACGCCACCGCUUUUGCCUCCUCGCUCGUCGUCAUCGUCCUCGUCCUCAUCCUGUCCAUCCUGCACGACCGGGGCGGGAUCAGCCUGGCGCCGGUGCUCGCCAUACUCCGGCUCGUCAUGGUCCUAGACCUGCUCAGCCUCAUGGUCGCCUACGCCGCCGGCACGUUCCGGGACGGGCUCACGGCCAUCUACUCCUUGGUCCUGCUCGCCAGCGUCGUCGCCUACCUCGCCGUCCACACGUUGCUGGCCUCAUUUCCGGCGUCGGACGAGCAGAGGAUGGACAGGAGGGCGGUUGCGAAGGUCCACAAGGUGCUGAUGCUGCUGGCCUCGUUGACGGCGCCGGCGGACAAGGGGAAAGACGGCGCGCCCGAGAAGAAGAUGGACAAGGGGGAGGAUGAGUCGCCGGAGCAUGCCGGCGAAUCGGAGGCGGAGAGGGCGGACAAGAGCGCGCUGCUGCGGCUCCGCAAGGUGCUGAUGCUGCUGGCCACGUUCGCCGUCAGCGUCACGUACGUCGCCGGCCUCAGCGCGCCGGGAGGAUUCUGGGACAACGACGGCGGCGGCCACCGCCCAGGCCGGGCCAUUCUCAAGGGCGGACGCCACGACGCGCGCCUCAAGGCCUUCUUCGUCUUCAACACCACCGCCUUCGUCGCGUCCCUGCUCAUCAUCAUCAUUCUCCUGGACAAGAAGCUUGCCUUCAGCAAGAAUUUUCGGUCGGUCGAGCUCUACGUCUUCAUCGCCGUCACGCUCAUCGGCCUCGUCGGGGCGUACUCCGCCGGCAGCUGCCGGCAGAUUGACACUACCAUCUAUGUCAACUCUCUGGUUGGUGCCGUCAUUGGUUUCAUUCUCGUUCAAGCGGCCAUUGUUAAGUUUUGCAAAGAUGCCAUAACGAACAGCUGCUUGUGGAAACAACUAAAACGCAUCCGUGAUAAAGUGUCAGGAUGUCUGUGUGGCACAGAACAAUCUUGUUUGGAGCAGAGCACUCAACGACAGCCAAACACUGGCAAUUCGAAUGGCAGUGCCAAGCAGCAAGUACAUCAAGUGCUGGAGAGGGCUCGCUCUCUUGUUCUGCUGCUCGCCACUCUCGCAGCGGCCAUCACCUACCAAGCAGGCCUGAACCCACCGGGCGGCCUCUGGCAGCGCGCCGAUGCCGGCGGCCGCUACAUGGCCGGCGACCCAAUCCUGCUGACCACAAACCCCAAGCGGUACAAGGCCUUCUACUACUGCAACUCUGUCGCCUUCGUGGCCUCCCUGGUAGCCAUCGUCCUCGUCCGGAUGAAGACACUGCACCACCACAACGCCCUGGAGGCUGCCAUGAUACUGGACCUACUGGGCCUCAUCGGCGCAUACGCCGCCGGGAGCUGCCGGGACGUCAACACCUCAAUCCACGCCAUGGCCUUGGCCGGCGCGGUCCUCGUCUACGUGGUGAUCCAUCUUGUAUUGGUGGACCGCAAGGACGGCAGCACAAGAGGGCAGGAUCAAGCUUCACCGGAGAACGAGGAGGAGGAAAAGGCUAAGCAGUUGGAGAAGAGGCGCAAGCGGCUGCUCCUCUUCGCGAUCUUGGCGGCCACCAUCACCUACCAAGCCGGCCUGACCCCGCCGAGCGGCUUCCUGCUCAAGGACGAUCAAGCAACCGGGCACCUCGCCGGCGACCCCGUGCUGCUCAACAACUACCCGCGCCGUUACACGGCAUUCUUCUACUGCAACUCGGUGAGCUUCAUGCUGUCCAUCGCGCUCAUUAUCGUCCUCGUAAACCCCAACCUUUACCGGCCCGCCAUCCGGACCAACGCUUUGUCUGUUUGCACGGCGGCGGGCAUGAUGAGUAUCAUGGGCGCAUACGCCGCCGGCAGCACGCAGCAUCUCAAGACAUCCAUCUACAUCUUCGCAUUGGCGGCGUUCGUCCUCUUUGUGGUCAUAGUGGCUGUUGUGUUCUUGGUCAUCCAUGAGAAAAGGGAUCAGAGGGACAAAGCUAAAAAGAAAAAAGACAGGAAAGCAGAGCAGGCAUCCAAGGAACGGGACAACGGAGCAGAGAAACCCAGUGCCUCCCUGGAAACAGAUGCAGACUUGGAGAAGAACCUGAAACCAGAGAAUGAUGCAGAGAAGCCGUCUACCAAGGAGACCCCGAAGACAGAAGAUGAGGUACUACAAAAGAAGCUGAACGCCAAGCGCAAGUAUCUCAUGCUGCUGGGAAUCCUGGUGGCGAGCAUCACCUACCAGGCCGGCCUGGCACCGCCUGGCGGGGUCUGGCAGGAUGACGGCGCCGGGCACGCUGCGGGCGACCCGGUGAUGCACGACAACCGGAGGCACCGGUACCUGGCCUUCUUCUACAGCAACUCCACCUCCUUCGUUGCGUCCGUCGUGGUCAUCGUCCUCCUGCUGCCUCCGUCGCUGAACAAGAAGUGGUGGAGCUGGUGGCUCGGGGUGAUGAACACGACGAUCGUGCUGGACCUGCUCGGCCUCCUGAUCGCUUACGCCGCCGGCUCCAGCCGGUCGUGGAAGACCGCCGGAUACGUCUCCGCGCUCGUCAUCGCCGUGCUGGCCUAUUUCGUGGUCCAUGUGGCUGUAUCGUGCUUCUUGAGAAGUAAAGGAGGAGACAGCUCCGGCCACUCCGACCGUCAGAACGAAGGGGCAAAUGGACAGAGUCCAGCUCGCUCAAACUAAUUGAAGCUGGGUGUUUGUGCAGUUUUCUUUUGGUCCCAUUUUUGUAGAUUUGCAUGUUGUCUCGGCUCUUUUUUUUCUGAGAUCCAGUUUUGAAUUGUGAGGAGUAUCGUCAUGAGGAUAUUCAGGAGAAAAAGCAAAUCUCUCUAUAAGCAAAUCUGAAUCUGAUUCCAGCGAAAGCGGUAACAAGUUUGGAGUACUGCUCUCUAUCAUUACCAGUAGAAAUGCCGAUGCGUUGCUACGGAUCUUUACACGUUCUCAGGUUUUUAUUCUCUCAGAUUAUUAUUCUUGUUUCAUGUACGGUCGCUUAGCGUCUAUAUUGAUGUUGUCACUUCCA
This is a messenger RNA of Setaria italica (foxtail millet), 3383 nucleotides long. RefSeq lists its product as uncharacterized. The record is from RefSeq and is a predicted model, not a curated record. Bases 110 to 3049 code for a protein of 979 amino acids. NCBI's taxonomy places the organism in Eukaryota, Viridiplantae, Streptophyta, Magnoliopsida, Poales, Poaceae. The transcript is spliced from 2 exons.